Messenger RNA from Camelus dromedarius (Arabian camel), 3968 nucleotides. It is a transcript of the gene STAT6, whose product is annotated as signal transducer and activator of transcription 6. Gene Ontology annotation, molecular function: DNA-binding transcription factor activity, RNA polymerase II-specific; RNA polymerase II cis-regulatory region sequence-specific DNA binding. Bases 264 to 2807 code for a protein of 847 amino acids. Lineage: Eukaryota; Metazoa; Chordata; Mammalia; Artiodactyla; Camelidae. The record is from RefSeq and is a predicted model, not a curated record. Gene Ontology annotation, biological process: regulation of transcription by RNA polymerase II; defense response; regulation of cell population proliferation. The transcript has 22 exons.
UCAGAGAAGCCGGAAACAGUAGACUGGGGCAGCCACUGCUUACACUGAAGAGGAAGGACGGGAGAGGAUUGUGUGUGUGUGUGUGUGUGUGUUUGUAUUUUUUUUUCUUUUUCUUUUUGGUGGUGGUGAUGGAAGGGGGUUGCUAGCAGGGCCAGCCCUGAACCCGCUGGACAGAGCUACAGACCCAUGGGGCCUGGCAGUGGCCGCUGAGAGAGGGAGAAGACAGCAGAGGGGUUGCCAAGGCACCCUCCAAACCCCAGAUCAUGUCUCUGUGGGGUCUGGUCUCCAAAAUGCCCCCAGAGAAACUGCAGCGGCUCUAUGUCGACUUUCCCCAACACCUACGGCAUCUCCUGUGUGACUGGCUGGAGAACCAGCCCUGGGAGUUCCUUGUCGGCUCAGACACCUUCUGCUGUGACAUGGCCAGCGCCCUACUUUCUGCCACUAUCCAGCGCCUUCAGGCCUCAGCUGGAGAGCAGGGGGAGGGGAGCACCAUCUUGCAACACAUCAGCGCCCUGGAGAGCAUAUAUCAGAGGGAUCCCCUGAAGCUAGUGGCCACUUUCAGACACAUCCUUCAAGGGGAAAAAAAAGCCGUUAUGGAACAGUUCCACCACCUGCCAAUGCCCUUCCACUGGAAGCAGGAGGAGCUCAAGUUUAACACGGUCCUGGGGAGGCUGCAGCACCGAGUCGGGGAAGCCCACCUUCUCCGAGAAGCCCUGCUGCCGGGGGCGGAGGCUGGCCAAGUGUCUCUGCACAGCUUGAUAGAAACUCCGACCAAUGGGACUGGGCCAAGUGAGGCCCUGGCCACGCUGCUGCAGGAGACGGUGGGGGAGCUGGAGGCUGCCCAGGCCCUGGUGCUGAAGAGGAUCCAGAUUUGGAAACGGCAGCAGCAGCUGGCAGGGAAUGGCGCACCCUUUGAGGAGAGCCUGGCCCCACUACAGGAGAGGUGUGAGAAGCUGGUGGAGAUUUAUUCCCAGCUGCAGCAGGAAGUGGGGGCGGCUGGUGGGGAGCUUGAACCCAAGACCCGGGCAGCACUGAUUAGCCGGCUGGAUGAAGUCCUGCGAACACUGGUCACCAGCUCUUUCCUGGUGGAAAAGCAGCCACCCCAGGUUCUGAAGACUCAGACCAAGUUCCAGGCCGGGGUGCGAUUCCUGCUGGGCCUGCGGUUCCUGGGCACCCCAGCCAAGCCUCCGCUGGUCAGGGCCGACAUGGUAACAGAGAAGCAGGCGAGGGAGCUCAGCAUGCCCCAGGGGCCUGGGGCUGGAGCCAGAGAGAGCACCGGGGAGAUCAUCAACAACACUGUGCCCCUGGAGAACAGCGUCCCGGGGAACUGCUGCUCUGCCCUGUUCAAGAACCUGCUUCUAAAGAAAAUCAAGCGGUGUGAGCGGAAGGGCACCGAGUCUGUCACCGAGGAGAAGUGUGCUGUGCUCUUCUCCACCAGCUUCGCGCUCGGCCCCAGCAAACUCCCCAUCCAGCUCCAGGCCCUGUCUCUGCCCCUGGUGGUCAUCGUCCAUGGCAACCAAGACAACAACGCCAAAGCCACCAUCCUGUGGGACAAUGCCUUCUCUGAGAUGGACCGUGUGCCCUUUGUGGUGGCUGAGCGGGUGCCCUGGGAGAAGAUGUGUGAAACUCUGAACCUCAAGUUCAUGGCUGAAGUGGGGACCAACCGGGGGUUACUCCCAGAGCACUUCCUCUUCCUGGCCCAGAAGAUCUUCAACGACAACAGCCUCAGCAUGGAGGCCUUCCAGCACCGCUCUGUGUCCUGGUCACAGUUCAACAAGGAGAUCCUGUUGGGUCGUGGCUUCACCUUUUGGCAGUGGUUCGAUGGUGUCCUGGACCUCACCAAACGCUGUCUCCGGAGCUACUGGUCAGAUCGGUUGAUCAUUGGCUUCAUCAGCAAACAGUACGUCACUAGCCUUCUUCUCAACGAGCCUGACGGAACCUUUCUUCUUCGCUUCAGUGACUCAGAGAUUGGAGGCAUCACCAUUGCCCAUGUCAUCCGGGGCCAGGAUGGCUCCCCACAGAUAGAGAACAUUCAGCCGUUCUCUGCCAAAGACCUGUCCAUUCGCUCGCUGGGGGACCGGAUCCGGGACCUUGCUCAGCUCAAGAACCUCUACCCCAAGAAACCCAAGGACGAGGCUUUCCGGAGCCACUACAAGCCUGAGCAGAUGGGUAAGGAUGGCAGGGGUUAUGUCCCAGCUACGAUCAAGAUGACUGUGGAAAGGGACCAGCCACUUCCCACCCCAGAGCCCCAAAUGCCUACUAUAGUCCCCAGUUACGAUCUUGGAAUGGCCCCUGACUCCUCCAUGAACAUGCAGCUCGGCCCAGACAUGGUGCCCCAGGUGUACCCACCACACUCUCACCCCAUCCCCUCAUAUCCAGCCCUCUCCCGGGAAGAAUCCGUCAGUGUGUUGCCAGCCUUCCCGGAACCUCACCUGCAGAUGCCCCCUAACCUGAGCCAGAUGAGCCUGCCCUUUGACCAACCUCACCCACAGGGCCUGCUGCCGUGCCAGCCUCAGGAGCAUCCCGUAUCCAGCCCUGAGCCCCUGCUCUGCUCAGAUGUGACCAUGGCAGAAGAGAGCUGCCUGAGCCAGCCUGUGGGAGGGUUCCCCCAAAGCACCUGGGUCAGUGAAGACAUGUACCCACCUUUGCUGCCUCCCACUGAACAGGACCUCACUAAGCUCUUGCAGGGGCAAGGCGAGUCAGGGGGAGGGUCCUUGGGAGCCCAGCCCCUCCUGCAGCCCUCUCACUAUGGGCAGUCUGGGAUCUCAAUGUCCCACAUGGACCUAAGGGCUAACCCCAGUUGGUGAUCCCAGCUGGAGGGGGAGCCCAGAGAGAUAGCUCUUCUGCCCCCGUUGGACCUGCUCUGGACAACUGCCCAUGCUCCUGCCAAGCAGCCAAUGGGGAGGAUGUCCUCCUAUCCCCACCUACUCCCUGGUGAGGGGGAAAAGACUUUGCCAGGAGAAUGUGCAGUGGGUGGAACGUAUCUACUCUUUCCCUCCCACCACACACCCCUGCCCUCUCACUUCCAAAUACUGGAAGGGAAAUUCAGGUUCCAAGUGAGAUACACCCCAACAUGCCUGCACAUGCAGGACAUACACGUAGCUCUCCUUGGAAGGUGAGGCUGAGCAGGAAGGGGGCUGGGCAAGAGCACUGGUGAGGGCAUAGAGGACUUCUCCACCCACCCGGAGCCAGGGCUCAGGAUGCACAUGUAGAAACACGCAGACACAUGCACACUCUUGUACCAGAGACUGGGGAUGACGGUAUGGGCUUGAGUCCCAGCCCUGGGGGGAUGGGAAAGCAGUUCAGGAGACCUAAACUCCUCCUGCGUAGGAGGCAGGUGGUCUAUACAUUUGGUUACUGAUGUGGGUUUUGCUCAAAUUAAAACACAAAUCCCAAACAACUCCAAAUUCUUGCCAGUCAAAUAGAGGCUUCUGGUUAUGUGUAUGAGAUUGUGCACAAGUACAAGGGCUGAAUUUCUUUGUGUAUAGCUGUGUGCAAGUGUGUGUACCUGAGACUUAAUACAUAAUGUCACACACGGUAGUUGUAUGGCCACAUAGAAAAUGUGCCUCUCUAAUUUUGCCUGUAUGACAAGUUUGGAAGUGUGAGACACUGCACAAAAGUCACCAGCAAGUAUGCUGGUCUCUCUACAUAUGCUACCCCACAAGUACUCAGCUCUGAGUACAUGCCCAGGUGGGUCUAUGUGGCUGUGACAUCUGCGUAUGGCUGUAGCUUUGGUGGCUCAACACCACCAAUCCUGCCCAGAGGCUGGGGCCCAGGCCCAGGUGUGUGGUCCUCUCUGGGCACUGGGGGCCCCACACACUGCUUCUUUUCUAUUCCUCCAUCCACUGCCAGCUUCCUUGCACUCCCCUGCCCCAUGCCACCCUCUCUCCAUCUUCGGGGUCAUAGAUCCUAAGCCAUAAAAUAAAUUUUAUUCCAAAAUAACAAAAUAAAUAAUCUACUGUACACGA